This is a messenger RNA of Chlorocebus sabaeus (green monkey), 1973 nucleotides long. RefSeq names its product noggin (gene NOG). The record is from RefSeq and is a predicted model, not a curated record. Gene Ontology annotation, biological process: negative regulation of BMP signaling pathway; negative regulation of cell differentiation; osteoblast differentiation. Lineage: Eukaryota; Metazoa; Chordata; Mammalia; Primates; Cercopithecidae.
UUCCAUGGUGAUGGAGCUGAAAGUGCAGGAAAUUUAAAGGCUUGGACCCUGCGAGACAGACAAACCGGUGCCAACGUGCGCGGACGCCGCCGCCGCCGCCGCCGCUGGAGUCCGCCGGGCAGAGCCGGCCGCGGAGCCCGGAGCAGGCGGAGGGAAGUGCCCCUAGGACCAGCUCAGCCAGCGGCGCUUGCACAGAGCGGCAGGACGAAGAGCAGCGAGAGGAGGAGGGGAGAGCGGCUCGUCCACGCGCCCUGCGCCGCCGCCGGCCCGGGAAGGCAGCGAGGAGCCGGCGCCUCCCGCGCCCCGCGGUCGCCCUGGAGUAAUUUCGGAUGCCCCGCCGCGGCCGCCUUCCCUAGUAGACCCGGGAGAGGAGUUGCGGCCAACUUGUGUGCCUUUCUUCCGCUCCGGUGGGAGCCGGCGCUGCGCGAAGGGCUCUCCCGGCGGCUCAUGCUGCCGGCCCUGCGCCUGCCCAGCCUCUGGUGAGCCGCCUCCGGAGAGACGGGGGAGCGCGGUGGCGCCGCGGGCUCGGCGUGCUCUCCUCCGGGGACGUGGGACGAAGCAGCAGCCCCGGGCGCGCGCCGGAGGCAUGGAGCGCUGCCCCAGCCUAGGGGUCACCCUCUACGCCCUGGUGGUGGUCCUGGGGCUGCGGGCGACACCGGCCGGCGGCCAGCACUAUCUCCACAUCCGCCCGGCGCCCAGCGACAACCUGCCCCUGGUGGACCUCAUCGAACACCCAGACCCUAUAUUUGACCCCAAGGAGAAGGAUCUGAACGAGACGCUGCUGCGCUCGCUGCUCGGGGGCCACUACGACCCGGGCUUCAUGGCCACCUCGCCCCCCGAGGACCGGCCCGGCGGGGGCGGGGGUGCGGCUGGGGGCGCGGAGGACCUGGCGGAGCUGGACCAGCUGCUGCGGCAGCGGCCGUCGGGGGCCAUGCCGAGCGAGAUCAAAGGGCUGGAGUUCUCCGAGGGCUUGGCCCAGGGCAAGAAGCAGCGCCUGAGCAAGAAGCUGCGGAGGAAGUUACAGAUGUGGCUGUGGUCGCAGACGUUCUGCCCAGUGCUGUACGCGUGGAACGACCUGGGCAGCCGCUUUUGGCCGCGCUACGUGAAGGUGGGCAGCUGCUUCAGUAAGCGCUCGUGCUCCGUGCCCGAGGGCAUGGUGUGCAAGCCGUCCAAGUCCGUGCACCUCACGGUGCUGCGGUGGCGCUGUCAGCGGCGCGGGGGCCAGCGCUGCGGCUGGAUUCCCAUCCAGUACCCCAUCAUUUCCGAGUGCAAGUGCUCGUGCUAGAACUCGGGGGCCCCCUGCCCGCACCCGGACACUUGAUCGAUCCCCACCGACGCCCCCUGCACCGCCUCCAACCAGUUCCACCACCCUCUAGCGAGGGUUUUCAAUGAACUUUUUUUUUUUUUUUUUUUUUUUUUGGGCUACAGAGACCUAGCUUUCUGGUUCAUGUAAUGCACUGUUUAACUGUGUAGGAAUGUAUAUGUGUGUGUAUAUACGGUCCCAGUUUUAAUUUACUUAUUAAAAGGUCAGUAUUAUACGUUAAAAGUUACCGGCUUCUACUGUAUUUUUAAAAAAAAAAGUAAGCAAAAGGAAAAAAAAAGAACAGAGAAAAGAGAGACUUAUUCUGGUUGUUGCUAAUAAUGUUAACCUGCUAUUUAUAUUCCAGUGCCCUUCGCAUGGCGAAGCAGGGGGGAAAAGUUAUUUUUUUCUUAAAGUACAAAGAGACGGGGGAACUUUUGUAGAGGACUUUUUAAAAGCUAUUUUCCAUUCUUCGGAAAGUGUUUUGGUUUUCCUUGGACCUCGAAGAAGCUAUAGAGUUCAAUGUUAUUUUACAGUUAUUGUAAAUAUAGAGAACAAAUGGAAUGACUAAUCAUUGUAAAUUAAGAGUAUCUGCUAUUUAUUCUUUAUAAUAUCCCGUGUAGUAAAUGAGAAAGAAGUGCAGAGCAGGAUUAAAGAAAACCACUAAAACCGA